CGGAGCAAACGCGAGGGGCCCUGAGGAAGGGUCUGGAAAGGGGGGGGGGGUGUGUUCGACCCCCACACAAAGAAGUGGGGGGGUCACACGGAGAAAGCCUUACCAACGACUCCCAAAUGCAAAUCGUCUGAAGAGACCAAACAAACAAACAAACAACCCCGUGCAUUUGUCUAAGAAAGUGAAAAGCUGGUGGGCAAAAAUAUGUAUGUUGAAGUUAGAGACAAACGAGAAAGUGGGAGACGAGACUUUCCCGCCUGGGACACACGAAAGACCCGGGGCUAACUUCCCCAAUAAACGAAGAACUCUUGGAAACCGAUAGCGUACAGACCAAACCGCGCCUGGAAAAUGGGCAGAAAGGGAGGACACGGGCGAUUCACAGAAAAGCACAAAUGGCUGACGGACCUGCGGGACAGAACUCAUGACCCGACUGCCAAAGACCGAAAACCCGAGCGCGCGCACUCGCGCGGUGCAGCCGCCGCGCCGCCGCCGCCGGCCCGGGCCACCGCCGUGCAGCCCGGCCGCUGCCGUGCGGGGCGCCCCGCCGCCUGAGGACCUGGGUGCGGCGGGCAACGCGGGCCGCGGGACGGACGACCCCCGAGGACUCGGCCGGCAGUCACACCGGCGGUCCGGCCGAAGCGUGCAGACCCGACCGGGCAUCUUCCCCACCCAGGGACUGAACGCGCGACUCCUGCGUUGGCACCCUGAGCCACCUGGGAAGCUCUUAAAAGGGCAUGCUGCCCCCAAAGUUGGGAGUUCCUGUCACCCUGGCAUGCAGGAGACGAGCUUCCACGAGCUUUUGCUGGAAGAUGUUGACAUGCUGCAGCCGCAGAUUCCAGACUCCAAAUAAAUCUUCAGUUGUCCGAUAAUCGUCUCCCCGCCAGCUUCUUCCCACCAAGCGCUGUUCCGUGGGGCCAGCUGAAAUGCAGACUCUACAGGAAGGAUGAUGGGCGAUCAGAGCUAAUGAGACGAUGGAAAUUCUGUGAUAAUCACUUCAUGAUGUCUGUGAGUCAAACCAUGACACUGUGCGCCUUACACCUACAUGCUGGAUGUCAGAGAUAUCUCCGUGAAACUGGAAGAAAAAAAAUGAGAAGAGUCCUCCGUGGCGUAAGUGGGGACAGGGCCUAGAGAGAAGACUCCUUUCGUUGUCCACAAAGACGUGGGUUUUGACAUCUGUAAAGGUGGAAUUCUGUCCAGUCACACAUAUGGUGUGGAACACAGUGGAAUUCAAGAGCGAGGUCUGGGCUGGGAUGGAGACGUGGGGGCUGAGCAAAGCCGAGGAGAGGAUAAUGUGGUAUGGGGAGAGGAGAGAGGGGGGGAGUAAAAUAAACAUUCAUUAAAAUGUUUUAAAUGAAA
Messenger RNA from Capra hircus (goat), 1353 nucleotides. RefSeq lists its product as uncharacterized. The record is from RefSeq and is a predicted model, not a curated record. The transcript is spliced from 4 exons. The coding region runs from base 419 to 847 and encodes 142 amino acids. Lineage: Eukaryota; Metazoa; Chordata; Mammalia; Artiodactyla; Bovidae.